AUGCGGGCGUCCCAGACCAAGAUCGGAUUCAUGCUGCGAUCAGCGGCGCGCGAUGGCGACUGCGAGGCCUUCCUCUUCCUCUGGCAGCAAGCCGGCGCGGCGGCGCAAACACUGCGAUAUCCGCGCGACGAGGGCCCGCUGUUUCCGGCGCUUGCCUCACGACACGAUGCGAUGAUUGACAUGCUCCUUGCGCCGCCGAUCUGCGCCUCGGCGACCAACGCGUCGGCAACCUCGGGCUCGACCCCGCUGCACUGGGCGGCGGCGGCGGGCUAUCUGUACGGCGUGCGGCAGCUGCUCGCCGCGGGCGCCGACGUUUACGCGGCCAAUGCCGCCGGCGACACGCCGUACGACGUCCUCGGCUCGUUUGCGGCCGACGAGGGCUAUGACGCCGACGGACACCUUUCGCUGGAGGCUGCAGGUGUGGCUAUGCUCAUCCACACCGCCGCCGCAGCCCGUGCUCGCGGCUGGUCGCCCGCCCGCCACCGGCACUUUCCGGCUGCCACCCGUGCCGCCAUCUGGACCGCACUCGUCAUCGCCAAGGCAAGCACUCUCGGGACAAAUCCUGCCCAGGGCACACCCGGCGAGCGGCGUCCGAGCUAUGCUGCCCACUGCUGUCUCUACAAGCUCCCGAACGAGCUGCUGCAUCUCAUCUUUCGCUUUGUCGCCGCCGCCCCCAUGGACGCCGACCCGUCCCGGUUCCCCGCCCCGGACAUGUACCCGCCGCAAAUGCUGGCCAUGAUGCUGGACCCUGUGGAAGCCGCUGAUGAUGACGCUGUCGAUCGCGCCCAGAUUCUGGCCAUGAUUGAGGCCUCGGACAGCUCUACAGAGGACAGCUGA
Messenger RNA from Thecamonas trahens ATCC 50062, 837 nucleotides. RefSeq lists its product as uncharacterized. Bases 1 to 837 code for a protein of 278 amino acids. The record is from RefSeq and is a predicted model, not a curated record. NCBI's taxonomy places the organism in Eukaryota, Apusomonadida, Apusomonadidae. Gene Ontology annotation, molecular function: protein binding. The transcript has a single exon.